Messenger RNA from Megalops cyprinoides (Indo-Pacific tarpon), 3980 nucleotides. Its product is annotated as cilia- and flagella-associated protein 36-like. Gene Ontology annotation, cellular component: ciliary base; axoneme. The record is from RefSeq and is a predicted model, not a curated record. Lineage: Eukaryota; Metazoa; Chordata; Actinopteri; Elopiformes; Megalopidae. The transcript is spliced from 12 exons. The coding region runs from base 180 to 1541 and encodes 453 amino acids.
AGGAGUGAAUCCAUCCGGGUAAUUCGAAAUGCGUGCGUGCGCACUUUCCAAGCCACAGUUUCUCUGCGGUGCUGGCUGGAGGGCGGUCGACAGCAAAUGCCUGAGGACCCAGAUCUGAAUUUUGUGCGAUAACGGGGUGAGAGUCCCUUAGCUUUUGGACACCUUACGGUGCGUCAAACAUGGCCGACGAUAGCGAGUGGGUCGUGGAGAGCAUCGCGGGAUACCUAGGAAGUCCCGAAUGGGUUGUUCCAGUCACCGACUUUAUGGAAAACAAAUGCACAGUGUUUGAUGAUGAAGAUGAAAACAAACUGACCUACACGGAAAUCCACCAGCAGUACAGGCAACUGGUGGAGAAGCUGCUGGAAAACUACAUGCAGGAAGUGGGAAUCAAUGAGCAGCAGUUUUUACAGGCUUGCUCAUCUCCUUUCGCCAAGUCCAAAGCACUGCAGACGGUGUUCCAGCCGGUGCUGGCCACGGACGACUUCCAGAUGUUCCGGUCCCUGAUGGUGCAGAAGAACGUGGAGCUGCAGCUGCAGGCUUUGAGGGUGAUGAAGGAGAGGAACGGUAUCCUUCCCGACUGUCUGACGGACGGAAUGGACAUGAUGAACGAGCUGGAGCAGCAGGAAAUGAGGAUCCUCCAGGAGGUGCUCAAGAGAUCAAAGGAGGAAUAUGAUGAGGAGAUAGCCAGAAGGAUACACGCAGAGGAGGAGUUGGGCUCGACGUCCACCAGCAGCUCUGAUAGGAUGAUGCUGGACAGCGUUGAGCGACGGGACAGUCCCCCGGGCCAGCCGGCCAAUCCAAACAAGGUGGAGGUGAACCAUGACAGACAGUCUGUACUGGACCUCCCACAACUGGAAGUGAACACUGACCAAGAACUGGAGGUGAGCAGUGAAAGACAGCCAGAGCCAGUGACCAACGGACAGCCCCAGACAGCAGUGCUCACCAAUGGCAACUCAAUGGUGAACAGUCCGGUAGUGAAAAAGGAGAAGAGGGGAGAGUGUUCGCAGAAGACUCCAGCCUCAGCGAAGCAGCCCUCGGGGCGAGGUGGCGGAGAUGCGAAGGUGCCGAUGGCGGCGGUGAGGACUCAAGCGAGGGGGGCGGAGCCAGCACCUGCAGCCGAGCCCAGGGAGAGGAGCAGGAGCCAAGCGGCCGAGGCUUGGCUGGAGGAGGCCCGCAAGGAGGCCGGCAUCGCCAAGCCCUUCACUGAGCUGUCUGUGGCACAGCAGGAGGAGCUCCAGCAGAGGGCGCUGUAUCUCAGGCAGCAGAGGGACAAGCUGCACGCCCUGAAGAAGGAGCAGAGAUCCAAACCAUCCACGCCUGAGGAACCUGUAGCCACACCCACUUCUGCUGUCAGCACACCAAGAGAGGAGGCUCCCAAAAGGACGACCGGUGGCUCAUCCGACAACACGAACUGUUCCCAGCCUCCAAACGGCCCCGCGACAGCACCCAACAAAAAGGACAUCACAGUGGAGGAGAGGAAGAGGCUGCAGAAGAGGAAACAUCUGGCUGAAAAGCUGAAAGAAGAGGUCAUCAAAAAGUAACGCCCACAAAACGCCAACAAAAAAGAGAGCGAUCAUUUUAACCAAGAUGGACUCGAAUUUCACCUCCAGAUGUGUGUGGACAGAUGUUAAACUGCUUUGGUGCCAGUGGAAAGGUGUGUUUUAAUGAAAGAAUGCAGUAUUGAAACCUCUUCUUUCUGAACACUUGCGCAAGGAAAUAACGUACCGGAUCUAUAUUAUGACUUGUAUACUGUUUAGCAAACACAACUAUAUACUCAUUUUUCACUAGAGAUCUCAUAGUCUAAACCACUGUUGCCUAUGAAAAUGGAAGUACAGUAGCAAACUACUCGCUUACAUUUGUAUUAAUUCUAGAAUAUUCCUUCUCUGUUCCCUCAUGAAACACAGUGGCAGCACAAAAGCUAAAAUUAGUCAAAAUGUUUGCUCAACUGCCAUUUCAGAAAAAAACUGUUGUAAUUCACCUAUCAGGGCCUACAUUACAAUCUUAUAGUUUCACGUUUGAAGGAAUAUUUCAGCGAAGGAUCACAUCGAUAGCCUGCUUUGAAUUUGCACCAAAUCCACUCAAGUGUUGGAGUGCUGCAAUACAAGGGACAUAUUGUACCUGAUCAAGUUCUUUCACUGACCCCAGCGUGUGGGGAGGUGAGCUUCAUUAGAGUAACGAUUCAGAUGUAGGAACUGCCGAUGGGUAUCUGUUUGUUGUGCAAAGCCAAUCUGUUCACUGGUUAAAGAAGGGUUGCGGUACAAACACUGAGGAGCCACUAGUAAGUGGAAAACCCCUCGCUUGCCAUCGCAUGUACGGCAGGUGCAGUAUGUGUCACAUGACUGAGGUCAUGAGGUCAUUCCCAUGGAUUAUGUUCGCAGCUUCAGGCGAGUGUGUGCAAGUCUACGCAGGGUGUGCGGGCCAUCAAGCUCGUCUGAGGAAAGGGACUGUGGAGGUGUGAUUAAGGAAGGCAACCUCACAUAACAGUCAUUCAGAAAUACCAGGUAACUGAUGCCAGUUUGAUUCAGAGGAUAUUGACAAACUGAAAUUCAGAUUCACUAGCGUCGUCAUUCUUUUCCAUGACAAGUACGGUAAUCAAUAUCAGAACUCUGCUGACUUGCUGAAUCCACAAAUAUAUGCAAAAUUAUGGCUAUGAAAGCAGUCAAAAUGGCAGAUGUUUAAUACAGCACUAGAUUAGCAUUACAAUUAAACUUACCAAGUAUUUCUGUCAUGUGAAGCCCAGCACUGUCGUUUGAGAUCAGGCCUCUCCUGAAUUAACAGAAGUUUACAUACUGUCACAAGACCAUCCAUAACACUAGCUGCAUAGUUGAAUUUUUACUUCAGUAUCAUAGAUAACUCAGUCACCGAUGGGAUAUCCCAUGACUUUUGUUUUUGGUCAGAGAAAUGAUUUCCUGAAAUUAUCGCGUUUCUGCAGUUGAGAGGUACCCUGCAGUGCUUUGCAUGGGUGCAAACUCAGACUCAUCAAAUGAACAGGUUGGCUUUUCACAGCACAGAUACCCACUACCAACCUCUGAAUCCAGGCGUAAAUAUUGUGUUUAAUGUGUGGAAAACGUGCUGCUUUAAAGGUGGGGGGUUGAAGGCAAGAAGUGUAACUGCUGAAUUGCUUGUGUAAGGAAACACACUGCCAAUGCAAUACAAUGACUUUGUUGGUGAGCUUCCAUUAAAUGAAAUGUACAAGGUCAUUGGACAAGGUCAUUUUACUUUUUAAUAUUUUUAGUGCUAAAGGGAAAUUGUUUGGAUUUGACUGAUCUAAUGAGCAUAGAUUUCAUACAAAACUAGACUUUGCAUUUAAUCCCUAUUGCUUGGAUACUUUACAAACAUAUACAGUGUUGAUAGCAUUCACCUUAUUUACUGCAUCUCAAAUUGAAGUUGACAUGGCAACAGUACACACCCCAGAAUAUGUUCUUUUAAAAAGAAAUCAUUAAAAUAAGACUAGGUUAACGUUUUUUUAAUGCCAGGGUCACAUUUAAUCUGAAAUCUUUUCAAAUAUCAAAUGUAUACAAAUGGUGUAGAAUGGAAAUAGUGGUAGUAAACGCACUUGUACAAAAUUCUAUGGCCAAAAAAAAUAAAACUAUUUUCUCUAGACAUCCUUCUCUUUUUGAAAUGUUGACGUUUCAGCCUCCCGCAGUCAGUAUGCGUGUUCAGAACGAAAUGCUCACUCCUCUUCUCCCGAUGGUUAAACCCUAAAAAACGGAGUGAACCGGAAUGUGUGCUGACUGGCAUCAGCUGGUUUGACCGAUGACGCUUGAACGGUCGUCUCUCAGACUGACGUACGAGCACCACAGACCCCCACAGCCUGCAUCCCCCGCUAAGGGGAACGGCCAGUCACAUUUUGGUUAACGGAACUAACUGCAGGUGCCAAACACCACCGUAGCACUGAGGAACAGGCCUUUCGGAAAGCUGUUCGUCUUGAGGUGCCCAUGUUGAACCCUUACUUGUAUAAUUAAACGGUAAUUCCCUGA